This is a messenger RNA of Lathyrus oleraceus (garden pea), 1257 nucleotides long. RefSeq lists its product as uncharacterized. The coding region runs from base 1 to 1257 and encodes 418 amino acids. The transcript has 3 exons. Lineage: Eukaryota; Viridiplantae; Streptophyta; Magnoliopsida; Fabales; Fabaceae. Gene Ontology annotation, molecular function: nucleic acid binding. The record is from RefSeq and is a predicted model, not a curated record.
AUGGUUCAACAUGAACCUGAAACUUUUAGGAAAAAAAGAUCAUUUUUAAACAAUGAUCAACGGAAAAUAAUUGCUCAAUUAUUGAUAAAGAAUAGUUGUGGUGGAAAACUAAAAUCCGGAACUGUUAUAUGGUUGGCAUCCAAAUACUCGGUAUCCAUCGAUGUUAUUUAUCGAAUUUGGAAGCAAGUAUCUCAAACAGGUGAUGCGUCUCAUAAAAGAACAAAAAAUUGUGGUCGGAAAAGAGUUGCGGUAGAUAUUGAAAAAGUGCGGGAUAUUUCGUUAGCUAAACGUAGCACUCUUCAGAGCCUCGCAUUUGCCUUGGGCAUUAGCAAAACAGCAUUGUUUAAGUUUGUAAAGGAUGGGACUUUGCGUCGGCAUUCAAAUGCUCUAAAGCCACAAAUGAAAGAUAGCAAUAUGAAAGAUCGUCUUAGAUUUUACUUGUCCAUGCUUGAAGAAACUAGUCUUCCUCAUGAUCCGGAGUUUAAGUCUAUGCAUAAUAUCGUCCACAUAGAUGAAAAAUGGUUCUACAUGACCAAAAAAUCAGCUAACUACUACCUUCUUGAAAAUGAGGAUGAGCCAUAUCGCACAUGCAAAAAUAAAAAUUUUAUUGGAAAAGUCAUGUUUUUAGUAGCAGUCGCUAGGCCUAGAUUUGAUGACGGUGAUAAGGAGAUAUUUUCGGGAAAAAUUGGCGUCUUUCCUCUUGUUCAAAAAGUUGCAGCAAAAAGGUCAAGUAUCAAUAGAGCUUCGGGUACACUUGAAACUAAACCGAUUACUUCUAUCACUAAAGAAGUUAGUCGAAAUUUUCUAAUCAAUAAAGUGUUACCUGCAAUUAAAGAAAAAUGGCCGAGAGAACAUGCAAUGGAAACAAUUUAUAUACAACAAGAUAAUGCUCCGUGUCAUGUUUCUAUUGACGAUGAAGAAUUUCAUAAAGCAGCUUCUGAAGGAGGAUUUGACAUCCGUUUAUCUUGUCAACCACCGAAUUCUCCUGAUUUAAAUGUUUUAGAUCUGGGUUUUUUCAAUGCCAUUCAAUCAUUACAACAAAAGGAAGUUUCAAAAUCAGUUGAUGAACUCAUUGAAGUUGUGCAAAACUCAUAUGAUAAUUUUUCUAGCAAACAAUCUGACAAAAUUUUCUCACACUUCAAUCUUGAGGUUGGUUCUAGAUCAUGGAAUUUACAUGGAGAAGGAAAUAUGAAGAAUGCUAGAACUUUAUUGUCUUCGAUACCUAAAUCAAAAGAUGGAAACUCAUUAGCUAAAUGA